UUAUGACACUGCAUGGAAAGCUCUCAAAUGAACCGAGUUCCCCACAACCAUUACAAAAAAAUACACUUUUUUUUUUUAACCCUAACUUGUCUUAUUUGUAAGUUACCAGCUGCACGUUCGAGGCUUUUAACUUCACGACAAGGCAAAGGACUACAAUUACCGGAAAGGACGCUGGCCUAUGACGUGCAAUUUCUGCGUCUAACAUUUCAGUCUUUGAGGAUAUCUUUAUUAGCUUCAUGGUUGGUACGAGUUACUAAGUAACCAUGGUGAUGAAGUCAGCCAUCGAAGACGAUGAUGCUGGCUGGGGACUCGGCAUCCCUGAAAAAAUGAAGAACAAUGCCAACUGGGUCGAUAUCACACAUGAAUUCAAGGGAGCAUGCAAAGAGUUGAACCUCGGAGAGUUGCUUCAUGACAAACUGUUCGGCCUGUUUGAGGCCAUGUCAGCCAUAGAGAUGAUGGAUCCCAAGAUGGAUGCAGGAAUGAUCGGAAACCAGGUCAACAGGAAAGUGCUCAACUUUGAACAAGCCAUCAAGGAGGGUGCCAUCAAGGUGAAAGAUCUAAGUCUUCCUGAACUCAUCGGUAUCAUCGACACGUGUUUCUGCUGUUUGAUCACGUGGCUGGAGGGUCACUCCCUGGCUCAGACUGUGUUCACCUGUUUGUACGUCCAUAACCCCGACCUGAUCGAGGAGCCGUCUCUCAAAGCCUUCGCCCUGGGCAUCCUGAAGGUGUGUGACAUCGCCCGGGAGAAAGUCAACAAGGCUGCAGUGUUUGAGGAGGAGGACUUCCAGGCUAUGACCUAUGGCUUCAAGAUGGCAAAUAAUGUGACAGACCUGCGUGUGACAGGCAUGCUGAAAGACGUGGAGGAUGAGUUACAGAGGAAAGUGAAGAGCACCCGCAGUCGACAGGGUGAGCAGCGGAACCCCGAGGUCGAGAUGGAGCAUCAGCAGUUUUUGGCUCUUUUCAAUAGAAUCAAGUUCACGCGCCUUCUGCUGACUGCACUGAUCACCUUCACCAAGAAAGAGACCAGCUCAGUGGGAGAGGCCCAGAAGCUCGUGGUUCAGGCGGCUGACCUCUUAUCAGCCAUCCAUUCAAGCAUUCAGCACGGCAUCCAAUCACAGAACGACACCACUAAAGGAGAUCACCCCAUCAUGAUGGGCUUCGAGCCCCUCGUAAAUCAGAGACUGCCCCCUACCUUCCCCCGCUACGCAAAGAUCAUUAAGAGGGAGGACAUGGUGGCCUACUUUGGGAAACUUAUAGAACGUAUCAAGACGGUCUGCGACGUGAUCAACACCACCAACCUGCACGGCAUUCUGGACUUCUUCUGUGAGUUCAGUGAACAGUCUCCCUGUGUGCUCUCCAGAUCUCUGCUUCAGACGACGUUCCUGAUCGAUAAUAAGAAAGUGUUUGGGACCCACCUGAUGCAGGACAUGAUUAAAGAUGCUCUGAGGUACUUUGUCAGCCCCCCUGUUCUCUCCUACAAGUGUUGUCUGUUCAACAACCACCAGGCCAAGGACUACAUCGACUCCUUUGUGACACACUGCUCCCGGCCAUUCUGCAGUCUGAUCCAGAUCCACGGACACAACCGAGCUCGGCAGAGAGACAAGCUGGGUCACAUUCUGGAGGAGUUUGCCACGCUGCAGGAUGAGGCGGAGAAGGUGGAUGCAGCGCUUCACAGCCUGCUGAUGAAACUUGAGCCUCAGCGACAGCAUCUGGCAUGUCUCGGCACCUGGAUCCUCUACCACAACCUGAGAAUCAUGAUCCAGUACCUGCUCAGUGGCUUUGAACUGGAGCUGUACAGCAUGCACGAAUACUAUUACAUCUACUGGUAUCUGUCAGAGUUCCUGUACGCGUGGCUGAUGUCCACACUGAGCCGGGCUGACUCGUCUCAGAUGGCAGAGGAGCGGAUCUUGGAGGAGCAGCUGAAAGGACGCAGCAGCAAAAAGACAAAGAAGAAGAAAAAAGUUCGCCCUCUCGGCAAGGAAAUAACAAUGAGUCAAGCAUACCAGAACAUGUGUGCCGGCAUGUACAAGACGAUGGUCGCUUUGGAUAUGGACGGGAAGGUGCGUAAGCCUCAGUUUGAGUUGGACAGUGAGCAGGUCCGCUACGAGCAUCGCUUCGCCCCCUUUAACAGCGUGGUCACCCCCCCACCUGUGCACUACAUCCAGUUCAAGGAGAUGUCUGAUCUGAAGAAGUACAAUCCUCCACCAGGCUCUGCUGACCUCUACCUGGCCGCCAGCAAACACUUCCAACAGGCUAAACUCAUCCUAGAAAAUGUGCCCAGCCCGGACCCUGAGGUGAACCGUAUACUGAAAGUGGCCAAGCCCAACAUCGUAGUCACCAAGCUCCUGGCAGGAGGGCACAAGAAGGACACAAAGGUGCUCCCAGAAUUUGACUUCUCAGCCCACAAGUAUUUUCCUGUCGUCAAGAUUCUCUGAUUCUGCUCCGAGAGUCAUCACAGAGACCCCGUCAGCUGCAAAGACCACACCCUCACCUGUGUACGUGUGCAAAUCCCCCUCAUCCAGUCCAUGUGUGGACUCUGACUUUGUGUGGUAAAGAAGAAAAAAAAAGGAGAGUCUGACACACCCUGUUCCCUUUUUUCAACCGAGAGAUGUGACAAAGAAACCAGAGAAUCACAAGUGGACCUGAACGAGUGACAACACUCACAUCUGUUUGUUUGUUUGUCUGUGUGUGUGUGUGUGUGUGUGUGUGUGUGUGUGUGUGUGUGUGUGUGUGUGUGUGUGUGUGUGUGUGUGUGUUUCUGCCUGUGUGCAAGUUAAAGACGCGUCGAGGUGCUUUUGUACAAAGAACUGUCCUAUGAGAACUUUUAUAUGCUGCCUUCAGAAUUUGAACAUCUUGAAAAAGUACGGCUGUAAUGGAAACAGGUGCAUAUCAUUCAAUCAUAUGAGAUCUUUCAAUGUAUUUAUGUGCUUAUCUGAAUAAAAAUGAUGAGUCUGAAAUGUC
Messenger RNA from Labrus bergylta (ballan wrasse), 2961 nucleotides. RefSeq names its product N-alpha-acetyltransferase 35, NatC auxiliary subunit (gene naa35). The record is from RefSeq and is a predicted model, not a curated record. NCBI's taxonomy places the organism in Eukaryota, Metazoa, Chordata, Actinopteri, Labriformes, Labridae. Gene Ontology annotation, cellular component: NatC complex. Gene Ontology annotation, biological process: N-terminal peptidyl-methionine acetylation.